AUGUUCAAAAAGAAGUGCACGACAAAGGAGGCACAAUCAAUCAGCAAAAGUGAUGUGAAGAAGCUGAGGGCCGAUGUUGUGGAUGUCAUUGGGAAAAAUAGCGCGGACAAGUUCGAUCUCGUUGUCCGCAAAAAAGAUACGGUCACCAAACGGAAGUACCAAUGUGGAUCUGGAUCAUCGGUCUUUGUAUACUCCGUCAAUGAAGUACCUUUCUUUAUCUCGAUUGAUCGACUAGGCAAAGAAGAGCACAAUGUUAUUACAGAAGCGAGGCCUUUCAGCUUUCUCAUAGUUCCUACUAUCUUCUUCUUUUUGCGGCUGCACCAGCUCCUGGCUGAGAAAGGCGAUGAGUGGACAAGCGUUGUAAAUGAAGUUGGCGUUGCUAUUAUUUGCCGCGGCCCGACUUCUCGAUUUAUCCUCAGCGGCGCACACUUGAUGAUGCCAGGAAUUUUAAGCACUCGGAAAAAAACACCAGUUUCUGCCGGGGAUGUUGCUCUCAUUUAUUCACUCGGUGUCGAUGUCCCAUACGCCAUCGGAAUCGUGACUAGCAGUAUGGCAGCAAGGCAGGAUACAGGCGUAGGUGUUUUUGUGGUCCAGUGCUUUCGUGACAGUCUCUGGCAGGAAUUCGAGAAUCGAUUUAUUACGAACUACAGCCUUUCCUCAGAAUUAUUUCUCAUUCCAUCUGAGUUUGAGGAAGACCAAGUUCGUGAAAAACUGUCUGAGAUGGGCGUUGCAACUACGGAGAACGAAAACACGAAUCAUCAUGUCUUCAACAAUGAAGUCACCGAGGGGAACGAGGCGCCAGGUGUCGACUACACUGAUAUUUUUUCGGAUGUAGACAGAGUGCUGAAGUUUUGUCUCUGCGAAGCAGUGAAGCAAGUAUCACACUCGCUGCUUCCCAUGCCAAUGCAACAGUUCACGAGCAUUGUGGUCCACUCGUACCCAAGAGACGGUGCCCACACUUCUGCAAUUCAGUUCAAAGAUACAAAAUACAAAAAAGCACUGACAUUUUUUCAAGGAUUUCCGGAUCUUCUAACCGUUGUCGAAACGAGUCCUUGUGUUUAUUGCGUUACUCAAGUAACCAAAUCGGCCGACUUGAUGCGACAACACAAUGCACUUUAUGCUGAUUUUCUCAGCACAGUACAUAUGGAAGGAUGUAGGAAGGAAGCCCAGGAACUGCAAGCGAAGCUCCUUGCCGAUGGAGCAGGUGUGUUCCGUCAGUGCAUUGUCUCUGCCAGUGUUUUCUACGCUGCACCUCGUAGUCUGGACGACGAUCUUAUACGAAUCUUGCUGCUAGGCGAGGAGCUGAACAUACCUCGUGACAGUCUAUUUCCCACAAUAGAGCAUGCUACUACAGGUACUGUUCCUAUUUUCGAAAAAGCUCCUAUUGAUGAUAGCGUUCUCCAAGAAAUUUACACGCAGAAAACACUAGUUGACAAUUUGAAAAACUACAUAAAAGCACACAACCUGCUGGUUGUAAGCGACUCAGAGAAGGGUAAGCUACCCCGUGUAAAAAUUGACGACGUGCUAUCCAUGAUGUUCACCUUCAAGGCAUAUACCUCUGAGAUGCCGUUGGAUCAAGUUAAGCAAGGUAUGCUACGUUUGUUCAGACUGAAGCACGAAAUUGUUUUGCAAACUGUUGUGGAGGGCGCAUCACUAGCUAGCGAUAACUUGAUUCCGAAGCGGCUGAUCAAAAAUGGACCACUUCCAAAGGUGAAUCUGUGGUCGGAGAAGUCGACAAACAGUAAGUUAAUUACAAUUGUACAGAACCUUGAAUCGUUUGGUUUUGAUCUCGAGUUGCUUGCUGAUCAAUGGAAAAAACAGUUUUCUACGAGCUGUGGUGUAGUCGACCCGUCGACAAAGUUGAAAAAUCUGAAGCCCGGGACGAAAAUUCCAUUCGAGAUACAUUUACAAGGAGACUUGAAACAGAAAGUCGCGGCUGCACUCCUGAAGGAAGCAAAUUUACCACCAUCGCAGCUCAUUUGCAAGAAAAAAUAA
This is a messenger RNA of Leishmania braziliensis MHOM/BR/75/M2904, 1995 nucleotides long. RefSeq lists its product as hypothetical. Gene Ontology annotation, molecular function: translation initiation factor activity. Gene Ontology annotation, biological process: formation of translation preinitiation complex; translational initiation. The record is from RefSeq and is a predicted model, not a curated record. The transcript has a single exon. Bases 1 to 1995 code for a protein of 664 amino acids. Lineage: Eukaryota; Euglenozoa; Kinetoplastea; Trypanosomatida; Trypanosomatidae.